CGACAGCUCCUGCAACACGAAUCAUUCGUCAUCAACGCCAGCCGACCAUUUUCCGGUUGUGGAAAAAAGACAAGUUCCGGUUGCUAUGGGUGCUACCAUGAAGCUAAGAAGCUGAGAGAAAUAAGCGAACAGUAUUCGAGACUUCUGGAGUUGGCACCUUGAAACCGAUCGAGUCCUUUUGUGAAGAGCGGCGGUUUCUGGGAAAGCGAAGGGAAUCAUAGUCUUGUCUGAAGAUGGUCUGAUGGACCGCCGUUUCCUGCUGACCUUUCUCUUCUGCUCUGCAUCGUGGAUAUUCUUCUGGGAAGUGCGCUGGAAGAAAGGAAAAGAGAGUCAAAUUGAAGAAUGGCUUCAAGGGCACAACCUCUCAGAAUACAGACACUUAUUUGAAGAUGUGCAGACCCUGGAGGAGCUGAUCCUGACAGCGCUAAGCCGUCUGGAGGAGGAGGUGAAGGAGGCCGGGCGCUGGAGCGAGCUGGCCCAGGCUCACAUCCACCUGCUCAGAGACUUUGCCUUCCAGGAGUGGCUCUGCUCUCAGAACCUGGAGCAUUACUACCACACACUAAGGAAGCUGGGCUGUCUGAAUCUGGAUGAUUUAGCCCAGUUUGACAGUCAGUUGCAGCUGUCGCUGGCUGCGUGGGGGUAUUACUACGAAGAUUACAUCAAACUGUCCACCGGCGUCAAGGUCCUCCAGGCCUCCAGGGGGAGCCGUGACCAGGACUACGAGAUCCAGCUGGUGCACAGUCUAGCAGAGAGGCGUCUGAAUGAGAAGUGGUCGAUCGCCGGAGCUCUUAUAUUUGGCUGUACUGUGGCGCUGUGCUUUCUGAUAAGGGACCUCAUGUUUUACGUGAUUGGUGGAAUUACUGUUUCCAUCAUAGCGUUCGUCUUCACCAUCAAGUUCCUCUGUGAGCUCGCCGCCCGGGUGGUCAGCUUCCUGCAGAAUGAGGACCCAGGGCGCCGUGGAGACCGAAGCAUCUACGACUACGUCCGGGGAAACUACCUGGACCCCCGCUCCUGCAGGGUGUCCUGGGACUGGAAGGACCCGCAGGAAGUAGGCCAGACCAUGAGCUUCCGUGUUCAGCUCUUCUACAAGAACGGCCAGCCCUUCCCAGCCCACAGGCCUGUGGGGCUGAGAGUGAACAUCACCCACGUGGAGCUGGCCCUGGACAUCCCCGUCACCCAGGAAGUCCUGCAGGAGCCCGAGGCCAACGUGGUGAAGGUGGCCUUCACCGUCCGCAAGGCCGGACGUUACGAGGUCGCCGUCAAGCUGGGAGGCCUCAACGUGGCCUACAGCCCCUACAACAAGAUCUUCCAGCCAGGUACCGUGGUCCCUUCCAAGACCAAGAUAGCGUACCACUUCUCCACCCUGCUGCUGACCAGCGGGCAGCAGCACGUGCUGCAGAUCGAGCCCAGAGACGAGUACGGGAACCCCACCAGCUCCUCCACCUCCCUCACAGACGAGCUCAACUACACCGUCCACAUCCACUCGCUGGGCACGGUGGAUGAGGACAGCCUGGAGGACUGCUACAGCCAGGUGCUGUCGUCCAACAAGCUGCUGUGUCAGGUGCUGCUGAAGCUCACCCUGAGGAGGAGGGGCUGUUUCCGUGCACGCGUCUCCUACCAGGACCAGCUCCUUAGCAACGGAGAGUUCGACAUCAUCGUCCUCAGCGAGAACGAGAAGAACUGUGUGGAGAAGAACGUGUCCACCCCAGGGAUUAGCAUCUACUUUGAGGCCUACCUCUACAGCAGCGGGGCCUACAGCUCCCCCUGGCAGCUGCCCGCCUCCUCGCUGCUGGCCCCCCAGAGACGGCCCUCCAUGGGGGACGAGGAGGACGAGCAUGACCCCCCCGUGGAGGGGCAGCCAGAGAAGGUCAAGAAGCCCAAAAAAGUCUACUGCUACAUAUCGCCAAAGCAACUUUCUGUGAAGGAGUUCUACUUGAAAAUUAUUCCUUGGCGCCUUUUUACUUUCCGAGUGUGUCCUGGUACUAAGUUCUCCUACCAUGGCCCUGACCCUGUUCACAAGUACCUGACUCUGGUGGUGGACGAUGGGAUCCAGCCGCCAGUGGAGCUCAGCUGCAAAGACAGAAACAUCAUGGCCGCCACGUUCAUACGCUUCCUCCAUAAGAACAUCGGAGGCUCUGAGACGUUCCAGGACAAGGUGAGCUUCUUCCAGCGAGAGCUCAGAAACAUCCACUCCAAGAGGCCUCGCACCAAGACCUGCCUGAAGAUCAGCAGGCACAGCAUGCUGGACUCUUCUCUGAAGGCCACCAGGAACUUCUCUGUGUCAGACUGGAGUAAGAACUUUGAGGUGGUGUUCCAGGAUGAGGAGGCGCUGGACUGGGGAGGCCCUCGUAGAGAAUGGUUCGAGCUCAUAUGCAAGACCCUGUUCGAUACGUCCAACCAGCUUUUCACACGCUUCAGCGACAACAACCAGGGCUUGGUCCACCCCAACGCAGAGCGCCCCGUCCACCUGCGUCUGAAGAUUUACGAGUUUGCGGGCCGCGUGGUGGGGAAGUGUCUGUAUGAGUCGGCACUGGGCGGAGCCUACAAGCAGCUGGUCCGCGCUCGCUUCACCCGCUCAUUCCUCGCACAGAUCAUCGGCCUCAGGAUGAAUUACAAGUACUUUGAGGCAGACGACCAGGAGUUCUAUAAGACCAAGGUCUGCUUCAUCCUAAACAACGACGUCAGCGAGAUGGACCUUGUGUUCGCUGAGGAGAAGUACAGCAAGUCAGGACAGCUAGAGAGGGUGGUGGAGCUGAUAGCCGGAGGAGCCCAGAUUCUUGUGAAUAAUGAGAACAAGAUGCACUACCUGAACCUGCUGUCUCAGUACCGGCUGGCCAGCCAGGUGAGGGAGGAGGUGGAGCACUUCCUCAAAGGUCUGAAUGAACUUGUUCCAGAGAACCUUCUGGCCAUAUUUGAUGAGAACGAGUUAGAGCUGCUGAUGUGUGGGACUGGAGACAUCAACGUUCAGGACUUCAAGACUCAUGCUGUGAUCGUCGGAGGCUCCUGGCACUUCAGAGAGAAGGUGAUGAAGUGGUUCUGGGCCGUGGUGUCCAGUUUCACCCAGGAGGAACUGGCACGCCUGCUGCAGUUCACCACAGGCUCCUCCCAGCUGCCCCCCGGGGGCUUUAACACCCUCUGCCCCUCCUUCCAGAUCAUCGCUGCCCCCACACACAGCACCCUGCCCACCGCACACACCUGUUUCAACCAGCUGUGCCUCCCCACAUACGACUCCUACGAAGAGCUGCACAAGAUGCUGAAGCUGGCCAUCAGUGAGGGCAGCGAGGGCUUCGGCAUGCUCUGAGUGACUGCUCUACAUCAGGCCUGGCUGUGAUCCAGACUGCUCUACAUCAGGCCUGGCUGUGAUCCAGACUGCUCUACAUCAGGCCUGGCUGUCUGAUCCAGGCUGCUCUACAUCAGGCCUGGCUGUCUGAUCCAGGCUGCUCUACAUCAGGCCUGGCUGUCUGAUCCAGACUGCUCUACAUCAGGCCUGGCUGGCUGGUCCAGGCUGCUCUACAGCUGCUUGUUCAGUUCAUCCAGCAGGAGAGAGGCUCUGCCCUCACCAGCACAACAGCACACCUGGUACAUACUGCCCUGCUCUGGACAGGGGCCAUUCCUCUCAGACUCAACCCAACCAACCAGGAUGCUCUUUCAGGUGCAUUACAGGUGCAUUACAGUCAGAGGGCAUUACAGGAAGUCAAACAGGAAGUCCCAGAAGGCUCUGUUAGCUGCACCUCUGUAUGCUAACAGCACUGUGUACAUAUGACGUUGCUUUUGUGUCGAGUAAAAAAAAAAAAAAAAAAAAAAAAAAAUGCUAUAGAAGAUGAACUGGUGGGGGGAAAAAAACAAACACGAAAAAAAGCUUUGGUAGGGCUAGUUUUACUCUAGAUGCUAGCGUUGCUUAGUUUUAUAUAGAGACAACAUAGCACUAGCGCAACAGAUGUACAGAGUUUAGAUUUUCGCUUUAUGCUUCCGUAAAGUUCUGGAACGUUUAAUCUGAAGAGUAGCCUACACAUGGUGUGGAUAUGCUGUUCAGCCCACUGCACUUUGGCCUUAAGACAUCAGGGAUGGAUGCUUGUUUAUAUCACCCUUUUAUUUCAACAUACUGUGUGUACAUACAUGUAUAUAGGUUUUCAUGUUACUGCAAAGGUUCAUGCCUUUUGAUUUGAUCAUUGAAGAGAAGGGACUUGAUGUGUAAAUAUCUCUUUUGUUUGGGGAAGGGAUACGUUUCGUACUAUUUGGGUUAGAGUUUUACAGUUUAUUGGUUUUGGUUGAAAGUAUAAAGAUUUCAAGGCCUCUAGAGGUUAUUUUCAAUUUUAAUUUUUUUUCAUUUUUGUUUUUAAAGAAGCCAAGAAAAUCCCCAUGUCUGUUUCUGUGUUCUAACUUAUUGACUCAGUGUGUGUUGACCCAAGCCAUUGAUGAAUUCUUGUUUAUGAUACUGUGUAGUCAAGCUGUCAUUGUUUUGUUUGUUUUUGUUAAAACCUGCCUUAUUCAAACCCUUUCCCUGUGAUGGUACCUGGACAGGUGAAUAGCUAUGGGAAGACUAGGCAGCGCUAAACCACAGUGAUGUCACUGUGAAGUAAGACUCACUGGGGUCUGUGACUGUGAAACUUUCGGCUCAGUCCCCCAGACAUGGAUUAAGCCUAGUCCUAGACUAAAACAUUUUUCAACGGAGAUCUUCACUGAAUUCUUCUUAGUUUCAGGCUUAAUCCCUGUCUUGGUCUGGCUGGUCCGGUGUAGGUGUGGGGCGAGACCAGAGCGAUGCAGGGCUGGACCGAUGGAUGAGUUACAUGUUACCAGUGUUUCUUCACAGGCUUGAAAGGGUUUCCCUCAGGUCCUCCUGUCUCCUCUAUGCAUCCCGUCACCUCCACCACACAGAGACGUUGUGCCCAAGAGCACGCCAGCCAGCUGCGCCGUGCGAUAGCCCAGCAGUUUCUAUGGCCCCUGUCGUAAGCCUCCUUAUAACUUUAUAAGACUUGAGACUGCGUGUAAAAAGUGGUUUGUUUGUGUUUGUAUGUAUGUUUCUCUGUAUUUAUUUUAGGCAUUUGCAACGACCACGUUCGUGUUUGUCGACAUAGACCCGAGCAAGCUGGAAAGUAGAUAAGUUACUUCAUGCAAAAUAACAUUGCCACGUUCCGUUGUAUCCUGUUCCUGUUGUAUCCUGUUCCUGUUGGAUCCUGUUCCUGUUGGAUAGGUUUUCACAGCCUGCACUGUUAGCAGGAUCACGUGAGCCGACCAGGGAACUGUCACACCAUUUGUGAAAAGCAACCAUUUUAGCGCUACAGUAUUAAGAGGCACUAAGCAGUGUUGUCCAAAUAACGUUUUUCCCCACGUUAACAUUCACUGUGUUGCUGCUCCUCAUGGAGCACCACAGAUGCACAUGCAAGUCCACUUAACAGCUCCACCCUGACUCCUCUACUGUCACAGCCUGCCAGCUAAAUCUACUUCAGCCACUAAGAGAUUGAUCUCAUGAAACCUCACACUUGUUGUUGAACAGGUACAGGUGCUGGGGGAGGGGCCUGCUUUUGGCUAUCCAGUCAGAGCUAACACAGUUUUACGUUUGAGAUAAGUUAAGCUCUUCACAUCUUAUUUGCCUCUGAAAUAUGUUGAUUUCAACCAUGUGCAUUAGGAAAGGGACAGUUAGGUAAGGUGAAGGAUGAAAGGAACUGGUUUGAAGGAUUUUGUGUUAAGUAUUUCACUGGACAACAUUGGAGUCAUAGUUGUAAAUUAUCACUUGAGUGAUUUAUACUUGGAAAGUAUAAGUGAUUGUUGGGGUUUAUUUGGGGAUUUUAAUCUAUGUAAAAAUUGUGAAAUAGUUGCCUAUGAGUUGGAGAUGAGGUUUUUUUUAUUUGUAAAAUGGCAAAGCUUGUUGGCCGUCACUUCUGAAUGUUUGGGUUCUCUGCACUGCAGAUCCUUGGUUGAUUAUGGAAAUAAAGUGAUGGAAAAUA
Osmerus eperlanus (European smelt) is the source of this 5945-nucleotide messenger RNA. RefSeq names its product apoptosis resistant E3 ubiquitin protein ligase 1 (gene arel1). Gene Ontology annotation, molecular function: ubiquitin protein ligase activity. The transcript has 23 exons. The record is from RefSeq and is a predicted model, not a curated record. Gene Ontology annotation, biological process: negative regulation of apoptotic process; protein polyubiquitination. Bases 242 to 3301 code for a protein of 1019 amino acids. Lineage: Eukaryota; Metazoa; Chordata; Actinopteri; Osmeriformes; Osmeridae. Gene Ontology annotation, cellular component: cytoplasm.